CGACAUCAAGAACAAAGCAACAGAUUUUGAGAGAUCUUGCCAGCAAAUAAAGAGCUUGCCAUUUCAUCCAGUUCUACAUCAAAGUCCUUAGAUUUCAUUAGAAAAAAGAAAAAAUGGCGAUGAUCCCAAGUUUCUUUGGCAACCGAAGGAGCAGCAUCUUCGAUCCGUUCUCUCUUGACUUAUUGGAUCCUUUUAACGACCUUCCUUUCUCUUCUUCACUUAGCACACGUAUACCCGAAACUCGUGCUUUUAUUAACACCAGAAUCGACUGGAAGGAAACCCCGGAAGCUCACGUCUUUAAGGCUGACCUUCCCGGUCUCAAGAAAGAAGAAGUGAAAGUGGAGAUUGAAGACGACAGGGUGCUUCAAAUCAGUGGAGAGAGGAACGUUGAGAAGGAAGACAAGAACAACACUUGGCAUCGGGUUGAACGUAGCAGUGGGAAGUUCAUGAGGAGGUUCAGGUUGCCUGAGAAUGUGAAGAUGGAUCAGAUAAAAGCUUCCAUGGAAAAUGGGGUUCUUACUGUUACUGUUCCCAAGGAGGAAGUGAAGAAGCCUGAUGUCAAAGCCAUUGAGAUUUCUGGUUGAAAACUUGAAAGGCUUGAAACGUUUUUAUAUGCAUCAUCUUUGGAUGCAAUUAUAUAUUAUUACUACUAUAUCAUAUACACAUCGUUGUAAAAUCAAUAUUGUAAUAUACUAAUGUCAAGUUUCUUUAUUUUAAUGUAAUUCUCUAUAUUUUGCA
Molecule: messenger RNA, 738 nt
Organism: Durio zibethinus
Lineage: Eukaryota; Viridiplantae; Streptophyta; Magnoliopsida; Malvales; Malvaceae
Product: 17.3 kDa class I heat shock protein-like
Source: RefSeq, a predicted model, not a curated record